This is a messenger RNA of Astrephomene gubernaculifera, 2005 nucleotides long. The record is from the annotation of a GenBank genome assembly. NCBI's taxonomy places the organism in Eukaryota, Viridiplantae, Chlorophyta, Chlorophyceae, Chlamydomonadales, Astrephomenaceae.
UGUUAGAUUUUUAGAUCGUCCUCCUUAAUAUGGUAUACACGUUGUGAAACCUUACACGAAGACACAAUAUCGCGCUACUUGGGUAAUUAGCCAUGCGGGCCUCUUCAGCAGCUGCUGGCAAGCAGGAAAUACCUACUUUAGAAGAGCAGAAGUUAUACCUCAACUUAUGCAUUCUUGGGAUUGCUGGAACUAACCUCCGUUCGGAGGGCAUUGAGCUUGGGCGGACUACAUUUCGGCGCAGCAACAACAAAGCGCUUGAAUAUGUCCUAUAUCGGCUCUACAGCAUUAUCGAGGGCAAGAACCGCGCCCAGAAGGACCUCAAAGGCAUGCUACCGGUCCUCGACAAGGUGCAGCAGGCGCCCUUCUACCAGAGGAUUGGGGACUGGAUGAUGGAGCUCAAGAAAUCCGGACGUCUCGAGCCCUCCGUAAUCCUACCCGUCUCAGCACUCAAGACGAACACAUCUAACAGGUUGGUGCUUCUCUUGUUGGAGCUCUCCACAAUCGCCCUUCAGCAUGACCUGGAGGCGUCGGCCCCAGGGACAGUCCAAUCUUUGUACCUGCCAACCACGAACGGAGGCAGCAAUGGCUCUGGCCUUUUGGAGGAUACCUUCCUUCCCGGGGACGUUCGCCUGGCGGUGGGUGUUACCCGCGCCAAGCAUGCGUGCAGCGACUUCCUCAGCUUGUCAGCCUCAGAGUCGCACGCGUUCGACUCCAUGGCGCAGCUGGUGCAGACGUUGAAGCGGAAGUACUAUGAGCUGCAUGCGGAGAAGCGGCGCCAAGACGCUGUGCUGGCUGAGGCUUCAGAAGAUGUUGUCAUGUCGACCGGGGCGGAGUCGCCGCUGUCAGGACCCAGCAGCCCGGUCUCCUCCAGCGCCAGUGUCCGUGCCUCCAGCGCAGCACAGUUUGGGGGGUCGUCCGCGGCCAAAUCGCUAACAUCGCCGCCGUCCGCAGGCGCUGCGUCAGAGCACUCGGGUCAGCUGCAGCAGCAGCACUCCCAGCAAUCGCGUCGUACCACGCGUAGCCGGGCCCAGGACGGCCAAGCCGCGGUGGCAAACCUCUUACAAUACCUGAGCAGCUUGGACGACUACCUACGCAUUCAUGUUGAGCUUAGCAAGGCGCUCAUGACGGACGGCGCGGAGGGCGGUAGCAGCAGCAGUAACAGCAGUGACAUGGGCGGCGGCAGCUCGGCCGGCAGCAAUGCAACCGGAGAGGAUGCCAUGUUCGGCUUCUCCCGGCCCCUUCAGCCGCAGCAGCAGGUGUUGCACCCGCACCAAAUUGACGGGGCAAAGCUGGCAGAAGCUAGCGCUGCUGCUGCUGCCUCGGCAGCGGCGAAGCAGUCGGGGCGUGGUGGGGUUGUUGGCGACAACGCGCAGCGGCGGCCUCCCAAGCACAUGCUGACGCCCUUUGCUCCGGAGAACCUAGUAGGCGCCGUAUUGUCCUUCUCCUCACUGCUGAGCUCGCUGGCGCCGCAUGUCGUACAGCUUGCCAUGGCCGGGGAGAAUGCAGGACCGCCUCCUCUGCUGCAGCCCCCUAGCCAGCCCAGCAGCCAUGCGGCCCACAUGGUGCACCAGCUGCAGGUGCAUGACACCGCUUGCAAGCAGAUUGCACAGCUGAGUCGGAAGUUCCAAGAACGGGCUGUCGCUUGCGAGCCGGUACUGGAAGCCCUGCGGGUAGCAAACCUCAGGGCGCAAGCAGCUAGAUGCGACGCCACUGGCUUCGGAGCCCAGAGCCACGACGAGUACCCUGGCUUAGAGGCCUCGCACAGUCUGCCCCUUCCGGACCCACUGGGCGCUCCGGCCCGAGCAGCUGACCCCUCCUCCUGCCUGGACAGCGCCGGACCACACGCUUCCGCUACCUAUGCCGGCAUGGCAGCCUCAGGCGCCUGGAGGGGCGCCUUCCACAGCACCGACGGAUCGUUGCUAUCCCCACUGCUGGCACGCGUGCCAUCAGCUGUUGCUGCUGGUGCUGGUGCAGGUAUCCCUAACAGCGGCGGCGCGAUAGGGAC